AUGCAUGUUAUUCCAGUGACCCAACGCAUUUUCUUUGCUCCCUACUCUGCCUCCAACACCACAGUGGUGUGUCUGUACGCGCAAUGCGGAAGACAAUUGAACGAGUCGGAAAUUAUUCGGAUGAACCGGUACGAAUAUGGCCAACUGGCUGAAGGUAUGUGGGGUGUAGAACCUACCGUAUUACAUGUGGCUCGAGCGUUGAACGAACUGGGACUGGAUGGUGCAUUGCGACAAAUUCUGUCUUUUGUUUCAAGCGACGAGGAGCAACAGGUAUUUCGGAUUUGCAUGAAUGAGAGACGCAAACGUGCUGCAUCGGAAAUAGCUGCUCCUGGCUCAUACUAUCAUACCAAAGGGGGCUACGGGUUUCAUCUUUUCAGUUCAACGGAAGUUGAACCGAGUGCACCACCUCGGAACUUUGUUCUGGCCUUGGACAAAAAGAAUGCCAGUGAAACCGGACCAUUGGUGGUGGUUCCCCGACGCUUGCCAGGUCCAUGUUCAUCCCCGCAAACUGGAGCCAAAAAUCGUGUCGAAUUGGGUGGCAAGCCGAUGUACAGAGAAGUAUUUGUCUGCUCGUCUGAUGAAGAGGAAAACACGCGAGCUGCACUGACAGAAUUGCACAUGCUCCUACGAUUUCAUCAUCCGGGGCUGCCCCAAAUCUAUGCAUACGCUUAUGACGAGACCCUUUGUAGCCAAGGCAUCAUACGGUUAGAGUUGUAUAUGCCCUGGUACGAGCUCGGCUCAGUUACGCAAUGGAUUCGUUCCACAAAACCGGGAGACUGGACAACACAUUGUCGGAUUCAUGCCUUGUAUACACUGGCUCAAACACUGAGCUUUAUGCACAAUAACGAGACCAGAACUGAUUUCGGAUUUCAUCGAAAUCUCUCUGCAUCAACAGUGAUGCUUUACUCUCAGUGCCAGUUCAUACUGACUGAUUGUACCAAAGCGAUGAUUCUGAACAUCCGGUCUGAUGAGAGGCGUGCGGAAUCGGGUGGAGAUGGUGAGGAUUCUCGUCAAACAUGGACAAUGAACACGAUACUUGCCUGUCAGAGGGAGGAUGUGAUGGGAUUUGCCCAACUUUGUCUCGAGAUUUGGUCUCAUCAUCUCUGGGAGGAUAGUGAUUACACCAUUCAGUUAUCAAGUAUGACAAAAGAAGAAAAAGCCGAUUGCGUGAGUACUUACUCGAUUGAAAUAGCUAUUUUUGAACUACACAUUUUCUCAUCAUACUUUAGCCAGAGCGCGCGCAAUUCUUUAACCUCGACCCAUACACCUUUAGCCUUCACCCACUAUCCUUUAGUCAAAACGCGCAAUUCUUCGGUCACAACCCGUAGUUCUUUAGCCUUCACGGACUAA
Molecule: messenger RNA, 1350 nt
Organism: Echinostoma caproni
Lineage: Eukaryota; Metazoa; Platyhelminthes; Trematoda; Plagiorchiida; Echinostomatidae
Source: the annotation of a GenBank genome assembly